AUGCAGCUUGGCAUCAUUUGUUUCGUUUGGUAUGGUUUUGUUCUAUUAUCAAAGAUAAAUCAUGCAAUGCUUCAUUCUCCAUCACAUUCGGACUCAUCAAUAGAGUUCGAUUGGAUGAGCUUUUUAGAUAUUCCUGAAGACCCCAACGUAAAGUCAUCACAUACUUCAGCUGAUCCACAGCACUCUAUCAAGGAAGUCAAAGAAAAAGAAGCCUCGGUGAAGAACAAGAAAGAACUCGGCGAGAUCAAGAGAAGAGAAAGACGAAAAGAUCUGCAGAGAAUUUAUCAUCAAAAUAGCAAAAAUAAGUUCCACAAUCUGCCCGAAUCUGAAAAAGCAAAAAUUCGACAAAGCAGAAAAGAGAAUCAAAGGAGGCACUGUAAAAAAUUGAAAGAACUAACGGGAUUUAGUACUAGACGAGAAGAAAAAAUUGGUCAAGCUAGACUGGCAAAAGAACUUGGAACUCUGACCGAAGAGCAAAAACAACUUUUGCAAAAAGAAUACAAUCGAAAGAGGAAAUACAACGAAACAAAGAAGAAUCGAAAGGUUGCAUCUGUGAGCACGGAAGAGCAAGAGAAGAGCGGUAGCAAUAAAAAGCGUAAAGUACAGACUCCUGGUCAUCCUUGA
This is a messenger RNA of Meira miltonrushii, 624 nucleotides long. RefSeq lists its product as uncharacterized. Bases 1 to 624 code for a protein of 207 amino acids. The record is from RefSeq and is a predicted model, not a curated record. NCBI's taxonomy places the organism in Eukaryota, Fungi, Basidiomycota, Exobasidiomycetes, Exobasidiales, Brachybasidiaceae. The transcript has a single exon.